Molecule: messenger RNA, 1110 nt
Organism: Macrosiphum euphorbiae (potato aphid)
Lineage: Eukaryota; Metazoa; Arthropoda; Insecta; Hemiptera; Aphididae
Source: the annotation of a GenBank genome assembly
AUGGAACGUUUUUUAAUCACACCAGGUAAUUUAAAAUCAACUGCUGUUUCAACUGUUUCGGAGCCUAAUGACCCUGAAUCAAUUGCGCGUACACCAAUAUCAGAUACAAAUAAACAGUUGAAUUUAAACAUUUUUGAUAUUAGUGUAACUUGUGAGGAUACCGCUGUACAACCUGUCAUCAGUUUUCCUCGUACUUUUAUAUCUUUGAAGCAACUUAGCUUUCAAAGCAGUUGGUACAAUAAGUACCCAUGGUUGGAAUACUCAAUUAAAAUGAAUGCUGUAUUUUGUUAUUAUUGUCGUCAUUUUCCUUCUCAUUCGCAAAUUGAAAAAGAUGUUCUAAUUACUGGUGGAUAUUGUGAUUGGAAAAAUAUAAGUAACAUGACUAAAAAACAUGAUAAGACUACUUCACAUAAAAAUGCAAUUGCUAAAUAUGGCGCAUGGCUAUCAACCAAAAAAACUGGAUCAGUUUCGACUCAAAUAAAUAAACAAGUCAAAGAGCAAGUUAUAAAAAAUCGAGCUAUUUUAAAAAGUGUAAUAAGGUGUGUUUUAUAUUGUGCACGGCAAGAUAUCGGACUACGAGAACAUCGAAGAGAAAGAAAAGAAGAAUUCAAUAGUGAAAAUUAUGAUGCAAGUUUGUGUUCACGUCAUGACGUAAAUGAAGGUAACUUUUUGGAAAUUAUAAAAUUACUUUCCAUCGAAAAUGAACAUUUUAAAACAAAUUUUAAUUUAUUACCUAAAAAUAGCAAAUACAUAUCGCCUGAAAUACAAAAUGAUAUAAUAAAAGCUACUUCAAAGCUUGUAUUAGAUGAGGCUAGAGAUCAGUCAAAAAUUGAACAAAUGAGUAUUUGUAUUCGAUAUUUGCACAAUUUCAAAAUUAAAGAAAGAUUUUUAGGUUUUGUCGAAUUGAACGAUUUAAAUGCUCAAGCACAGUGUGAUGGCAUAAUAUUUUUUUUAAAUAAUGUUGGUUUAGAUGUUUCAAAUUGUGUAAGUCAAUCAUAUGAUGGGGCGUCAGUAAUGUCCGGAGCUUUUUCUAGUGUUCAAAUAAAAAUAAGGGAAUUAGCACAAAAUCCGUGUCCGUAUAUUCAUUGUUUUGGUAGUUCCAGUAUCUAG